This is a messenger RNA of Micromonas commoda, 1377 nucleotides long. RefSeq names its product glycosyltransferase family 33 protein. The transcript has 2 exons. The record is from RefSeq and is a predicted model, not a curated record. Gene Ontology annotation, cellular component: endoplasmic reticulum. Gene Ontology annotation, molecular function: mannosyltransferase activity. Lineage: Eukaryota; Viridiplantae; Chlorophyta; Mamiellophyceae; Mamiellales; Mamiellaceae. The annotation marks the transcript as partial.
CGGCCGCGGGUGCAGGUGGUCGUCCUCGGGGACUUUGGGCGCUCGCCGCGGAUGCAGUAUCACGCGCUGUCGCUCGCCGAUUCCCUCGGCGCGGACGUGGACGUCGUCGCGUACGUGGGAAGCGAACCCCGCCGCGAGGUCGCGAUUCAUCCCAGCAUCCGCAUGGCCCUCAUCCCGCCCCCGCCGGCGUGGACGAAUGCGCGUCACGUGCCCCGAAUCGUCGCCCUCGCCGUCCGCGUCGCGACGCAGACGGCGCAGAUGCUGUGGACCACCGCGGUGGCGCUUCCGAGACCGACGCACGUGCUGCUGCAGACGCCGCCGUGCGUACCCUCCUUCGCCGUGUGCUGGCUCGUGUGCCUCAUCCGACGCGCCAAGUUCGUCAUCGACUGGCACAACUUCGCGUACACACUCAUGGCGCUCAAGUUUGGGCCGUCGUCCCCAAUCGUGUUCAUCGCGAAGGUCUACGAGCGAAUGCUGGGAAGGUUAGGGCACGCGCACCUCGCCGUCACCGACGCGAUGGCGACGUGGCUUGACGAGCGAUGGGGGAUUCGCGACGCGGUGGUGCUUCACGACGCCCCGCCGGAGUUUUUCAGGCCCGCGAGCGUGACGGAGACGUCCGCGCUCAUGCGUCGGCUGGCGCCGUCGCUCGACGCUUCACCCGCGAAAGUCCCCGGCGAUUGCUGCGACGCGAUUUUGGUCGGUGGGGGAGACCCGCUGACGACGACGACGACGGGGCGGGGCGGCGCGCGGUGGCGCGAGGGUCGCCCCGCGCUGGUAGUGUCGUCCACGAGCUGGACCCCGGACGAGGACUUCGGCGUCCUCCUCGACGCGCUCACCCUCUACGACUCAGUCGCCGGCGCCGACGCAAACGCGACGACGAGUCGAUACCCCGACUUGCUCGUGAUCGUCACCGGCAAGGGACCGCAGCGCGCGCACUACGAGUCGCGCAUGCGUUCGUUGCGGCUGACACGCGUCGCGGUGCGGACGGCGUGGCUCGAGUCGGGGGAUUACCCGACGUUGCUGGGCGCCGCGGAUUUGGGCGUGUGCGCGCACACGAGCUCGAGCGGGUUGGACUUACCGAUGAAGGUGGUGGACAUGUUCGGAUGCGGGUUGCCGGUGCUUGCGGCGAGGUACGACGUGAUCCACGAGUUGGUUCGCGAGGACGCGCGGUUCGCGGGCGGGAGCCCGAACGGGUGCCUGUUCGGCGGAGCCGGGGAGCUCGCCGCGCAGCUGUGCGGGGUGCUCGAGGGGUUUACCGCGGGUACCAGCGUGGCGGGGGAGAUGCGGACGAGGAUGCGGCGCGAGUUGGAGGAGAAGGGCGGGGGGAACAGGUGGAGGGAUAACUGGGAGCGAGCGGCGCUCCCGGUGUUCAGCUGA